Messenger RNA from Rubroshorea leprosula, 1311 nucleotides. The record is from the annotation of a GenBank genome assembly. NCBI's taxonomy places the organism in Eukaryota, Viridiplantae, Streptophyta, Magnoliopsida, Malvales, Dipterocarpaceae.
UAUUAACAAAUUGAACUGGUUGCCGCACCACCAUACCAUCUGCCACUAGCAAUGUCGCCGUGUAGCAGACAACCCUGUCUCAGGAGCUUGCUUCUACUUCUCUUGCUACUUUGCUCAACAGAUGCAGCUCUCUAUGGCACAAUCGUCAAGAGUCUUCCUGGAUUCGACGGCAAACUUCCUUUCAAACUUGAAACUGGGUAUGUGACUGUUGGGUAUUCUGAGCUGUUUUACUACUUCAUGGAAUCGGAAGGGAACCCCAAGGAGGACCCUGUUUUGCUUUGGUACGGUGUGGUCCUGGUUGUUCUGCUCUCAAUGGUCUUCUUUAUGAAAUUGACUGCUAGCAUAUUAUUUGUGGAUGCACCUGUAGGAACUGGUUUUUCCUAUGCAACAAGUACAAAUGCUUAUCCUAGAACGGACACAAACUCUGCAGCACAGACAUAUGAGUUCCUAAAGCAGUGGCUGGCUGAACACCCCCAAUUUCUCAAAGUUCAACCUUUCAUUGGGGCUGAUUCUUUUUCUGGCAUAUACGCCGCAAUUGUGGUCCAACAUAUAUUAGAUGGUAAUGAUAAUGGAACGAGCUUGAAUCUCAAGGGAUACAUUCUGGGGUGCCCAAGAACAGAUGUACAAAUCAAUGAGAACGCAAAGAUAGUUUUUGCUCACAGACUCGGACUUGUAUCUGAUGAACUCUACACGGCAGCCCAAGAAACAUGUGGGGGAAAUUACUAUGACGUAACCUCAUCUGAUGCAGCAUGUUACGAGAAUCUGAAAUUGAUCAAGAAGUGUGUUAAAGAUAUAAACAAAAAUGACAUUCUGGAGCCUAAGUGCAGUUGGGCAUCACCUGAACCAGUCGGAGAUUUAGCUCGAAGAUCACUUGAGGAAGACACAAAUGAUUUCAUUCUUUCACCUCCAAGAAUUCCAGACUUUUGGUGUUUAACUUCAACUAUGCCCUCUCUUAGUUGUGGGCAAAUGAUAAACAUGUGCAAGCUGCACUAAAUGUCCGAGCGGGCACAGUAAAGGAUUGGAAGAGAUGCAACAAGUCCUUAGAUUACACAAUUGAUGUCACCAGUGUCGUUGAUUAUCAUCGCAAUCUCAGUAAAAGUGGAUUACAAGCUCUCAUAUACAAGUAAUUACUUGCACACGCGGUGAUCAUGAUUUUACAAUUCCAAGUAUUGGAACAACCCAAUGGAUAAAGAAGCUGAAUCUAACAAUGGUCGAUGAUUGGCGACCGUGGCUCCUUGAUGGUCAGAUUGCAGGAUACACAAUUAAGUACUCUGAAAAUGGAUAUGGCUUGACAUAUGCAUCUGUGAAGGC